Messenger RNA from Raphanus sativus (radish), 921 nucleotides. Its product is annotated as homeobox-leucine zipper protein ATHB-53. Gene Ontology annotation, molecular function: sequence-specific DNA binding; DNA-binding transcription factor activity, RNA polymerase II-specific. Gene Ontology annotation, cellular component: nucleus. NCBI's taxonomy places the organism in Eukaryota, Viridiplantae, Streptophyta, Magnoliopsida, Brassicales, Brassicaceae. The transcript has 2 exons. The record is from RefSeq and is a predicted model, not a curated record. Bases 91 to 765 code for a protein of 224 amino acids. Gene Ontology annotation, biological process: positive regulation of DNA-templated transcription.
ACCAGAGUCAUAUCCCAUUGUACCACUCUCCUUCAAACAUAGUAAUAGAAAAAAGAGCAACCCUUGUCUGAGAAGUCAGAGAGAGAAAGAAUGGAUCAAAAUGUGCUAGGCACUCAAGUGUACCCCUACACGACCCAAACCCAUAGCCAGUGUAUCUUCGUCAACCAGAUCGAUGGAUUAUCAUCAGGCGAAGUAUCAAAGCCUGUGAAGAGGCGGAGGAAGAGGAGGAGCAAAGGUUUGUCGGCCACCAGCGAAGAUGACAUGACGGCGAUCGGAGUGAUGUUGAGAAAGAGGAAGUUGACCGAUCAGCAAGUGAAUAUGCUCGAAUUCAGCUUCGAGAACGAGCACAAGCUCGAGUCAGGGAGGAAAGAGAAGAUCGCCGGAGAGUUAGGUCUUGACCCGAGACAGGUAGCUGUUUGGUUCCAGAACCGCCGUGCACGGUGGAAGAACAAGAAACUCGAGGAAGAGUACGCCAAACUCAAGAGCCAACACGACACCGUCGUCCUAGGCCAAUGUCAGCUCGAAUCUCAGGUAUUAAAACUGUCGGAACAGUUGAGCGAAGCUCAAAACGAAAUUCGAAAACUUUCGGAGCGACUUGCCCAAGAAACGCUAACAAACAGUCCGAGUUCACCUCGUUCUGUUGAAGCCAAUGGUGCACAAAUUGAUUUCGAGUUUCCGCCGGAUAUAAAUUACAACAUCCCGUUUUACAUGUUGGAUAAUAAUUACUUGCAGAACAUGGAGUAUUGGGAUGGUUUGUAUGUGUAAUUUUAACAACUAAAGUAUUUAGAGUGGGUUGCUCAAAAAAAAAGUAUUUAGAGUGGAUGGAUCGAAAAUCAUGUUUAUUUUAAUGUAUAAAUAGAUGUUUGUCAACCUGUUUGUAAAUGCAGUGUUUUAAAUAUUUUAAAUAACUUUGUUUCUCAA